AUGCACCGCGAUUAUGGAAAUGGAACUCCGCAGAGAGCCCCCUCACGAUCUUUUAUAGUCAACACACUUACCUACACCCUCAUCCUCGUCCUUCCUUCAAGGAUGGAUCGAGGAGAUCCCAAACUUCUCGUUCGAGCUGCUGCUACUUUCCCCAACAUCUUAUUGACCUUGGCGGUAAAUCUCCUCAACCCCCUGUAUUAUUUGCGACAACUUUGGACAUCUGUUCGGUGGCUCGAGUCUUUAUUCAGGUUUUUCCUGAUUUGCACGACCAGUCGAUCCAUAAUAUCUGAGGUCCUCGAGUUCUGGAAGGAGGGUGUCUCGAUUUUUGGCUACAUUUUGCAAAUCAUUGGAACUGCUUUGAUUGACUCGACCCAACCACCGAAUCAUCAAUCACUAACACAAGAGCGACCGGAGUCUUCGUCUGCCCCUAACGUCGAACACGCUCUAAAUAAUGAAAUCCUGAGCUCAUCCCCAGAUUCGACGGCUCCAGCUCCAGAAGUUCCAUCGACCCCAACCCAUUCGUCUGUUCCUUCCUCGCCGCCUGAUGGGGUUCGAGCUCGUCCGCGGCCUGCGAGUUACCACGGUCACACAGCCGCUGGUUUAUUGAGCGGGUUGCACACGCCGCAGAUUCAAUCUGGAACGACAUUUUUCGGAGGAAUCAAACCCCUGCAUCUCCCUCAUAUCGUAGCUGUAUCUCCGAGAUUGGGCGCGGAAAAACCCUCUCAACCACCCUCUCCUACUCUGCUCACACUAGACUUGGGACCGAAGCCUGAAAAUGAUACAGGGAAUGCCGAGGAUACGGUUGGUACGACGCGAAAGCGACGUAUCUUCAACACCCGACCUCAUUCCCUGGACUUGAAAUCGUCGACGUCCGUCCACGUACGAUCUCGUUCGAUGUCCCCUCGACAACGUGUAAUAUCUCUUCCUGACGUCGAGCCAGUGCAAGAGGAUACCGUUUACUCCUCCCCUCCAGACAUCAAGUCUUUUCGUCUCAUCCCUUCUAGCACGGGGAAAAUCUCCCCUGAACACAAACGGACCGAGUCAUUGAAGGCAUUCGCAGCCCAAGAAAGGGAGUCUCUACUUUUCAGGAUCUCCGAGCUCGAGGCUGCAUUACGGUCGGCAAAGGCAACCGCAUCAGUACCCCACCGGGAUGCAACGGAAUCCACUGAGGUUUUCCAAGAUAGCAAAGACACUAGUCUGGAUUUAGUUGACAGUUCAGGCCCUAUUCCAGUCUCUCCCAUCGAGCAGCUUAUUGAAUCAGAUCAUCAAAUACACGAGACGUAUCCAUCCCCACCUCACAGUCCCACGAACAACGCAUUACCUUUAGCAUUCCCACCAUCAGCGAGCUCAUCGUCGGCUUCUCAAUGCAUGAAUCAACAGAAAAAUACCCCUCAUACCCAUAUCAUCAGUGCCUUGCUCGACCAAGUGUCCCCUUCGUCUACAUCAACUUCAAGAUCACCCCGCCCAGGGCCUCGUGUCCUUCUUACAUCUCCCACUAUGAACUUGGGUUCUGGUGUGGACGAGAUGCAUUGGCGUGCUGAUGGAAAGGAGGGCGAACAACAGCCAGCCUCAUUGUUGGUCAAUCCCUUCGCGCCGAUCAUGGACAAUCAGGAUGUAUUAUCGUACAGCCCGACUUCCGGCGCGACAGAGGGCUUCCAGCGUUGA
This is a messenger RNA of Cantharellus anzutake, 1665 nucleotides long. RefSeq lists its product as uncharacterized. The transcript is spliced from 2 exons. The record is from RefSeq and is a predicted model, not a curated record. The coding region runs from base 1 to 1665 and encodes 554 amino acids. Lineage: Eukaryota; Fungi; Basidiomycota; Agaricomycetes; Cantharellales; Hydnaceae.